Molecule: messenger RNA, 7368 nt
Organism: Nothobranchius furzeri (turquoise killifish)
Lineage: Eukaryota; Metazoa; Chordata; Actinopteri; Cyprinodontiformes; Nothobranchiidae
Source: RefSeq, a predicted model, not a curated record
AUGAUCAAGACCACGACCAUGACCACGAACAAGACCAAGACCAUGACCAAAAAAGACCAAGACCAUGACCAACAGCACAGACACAAACAUCAUGACAAGGACCACAAUCAAGACAGCGACCAUGACCAUGAUAAAGACCAAGACCAUGACCACCAGCACAGACACAAACAUCAUGACAAGGACCAUAAUCAAGAUCACGACCAUGACCAACAGCAGAGCCACAAACAUCGUGUGACCAUGAUCGUGAUCAAGGACCAUGAUCAAGAUCACAACCAUGACCACGAACAUGACCAUGACCAAGACAUAGACCAACAGCACAGACACAAGCAGCACAGACACAAACAGCACAGACACAAACAUCAUGACAAGAAACAUGAUCAAGACCAAGACCAUGACAAAGACCAAGACCAUGACGAACAGCACAGACGCAAACAACGUGACAAGGACCAUGAUCAAGAUCAUGACCAUGAUAACGAACAUGACCAUGACCAUGACCAAGACCAUGACCAACAGCACAGACAAAAGCAGCACAGACACAAACAGCACAGACACAAACAUCAUGACAAGGACCACGAUCAAGACCAUGACCAUGACCAUGAUAAAGACCAAGACCAUGACCAACAGCACAGACACAAACAUCAUGACAAGGACAAUGAUCAAGAUCACGGCCAUGAUCAACAGCAGAGCCACGAACAUCGAGUGACCAUGAUCGUGAUCAAGGACCAUGAUCAAGAUCACCACCAUGACCACGAACAUGACCAUGACCAAGACCAUGACCAACAGCACAGAGACAAGCAGCACAGACACAAACAGCACAGACACAAACAUCAUGACGAGGAACAUGAUCAAGACCACGACCAUGACAAAGACCAAGACCAUGAAGAACAGCACAUACGCAAACAACGUGACAAGGACCAUGAUCAAGAUCAUGACCAUGAUAAUGAACAUGACCAUGACCAUGACCAAGACCAUGACCAACAGCACAGACAAAAGCAGCACAGACACAAACAGCACAGACACAAACAUCAUGACAAGGACCACGAUCAAGACCAUGACCAUGACCAUGAUAAAGACAUAGACCAUGACCAACAGCACAGACACAAACAUCAUGACAAGGACAAUGAUCAAGAUCACGGCCAUGAUCAACAGCAGAGCCACGAACAUCAAGUGACCAUGAUCGUGAUCAAGGACCAUGAUCAAGAUCACCACCAUGACCACGAACAUGACCAUGACCAUGACCAUGACCAACAGCACAGACACAAACAUCAUGACAAGGGCCAUGAUCAAGACCACGACCAUGACCAAAAACAAGACCAAGACCAUGACCAACAGCACAGACACAAGCAGCACAGAAAAAAACAUCAUGACAAGGACCGUGAUCAAGAUCACGACCAUGAUCAAGAACAUGACCAUGACCAUGAACAAGACCAUGACCAACAGCACAGACACAAGCAGCACAGACACAAACAUCAUGACAAGGACCAUGAUCAAGAUCACAACCAUGAUCACGAACAUGACCAUGACCAAGACCACGACCACAAAGAAGACGAAGACCAUGACCAACAGCACAGACACAAACAUCAUGACAAGGACCACAAUCAAGACAGCGACCAUGACAAUGAUAAAGACAAAGACCAUGACCACCAGCACAGACACAAACAUCAUGACAAGGACCAUGAUCAAGAUCACGACCAUGAUCAACAGCAGAGCCACAAACAUCGUGUGACCAUGAUCGUGAUCAAGGACCAUGAUCAAGAUCACCACCAUGACCACGAACAUGACCAUGACCAUGACGAAGACCAUGACCAACGGUACAGACACAAGCAGCACAGACACAAACAGCACAGACACAAACAUCAUGACAAGGAACAUGAUCAAGACCACGACCAUGACCACGAACAAGACCAAGACCAUGACGAACAGCACAGACACAAACAACGUGACAAGGACCAUGAUCAAGAUCAUGACCAUGAUAACGAACAUGACCAUGACCAAGACCAUGACCAACAGCACAGACAAAAGCAGCACAGACACAAACAGCACAGACACAAACAUCAUGACAAGGACCAUGAUCAAGACCAUGACCAUGACCAUGAUAAAGACCAAGACCAUAACCAACAGCACAGACACAAACAUCAUGACAAGGACCAUGAUCAAUAUCACGGCCAUGAUCAACAGCAAAGCCACAAACAUCGAGUGACCAUGAUCGUGAUCAAGGACCAUGAUCAAGAUAACCACCAUGACCAAGAACAUGACCAUGACCAUGACCAAGACCAUGCCCAACAGCACAGACACAAGCAGCACAGACACAAACAGCACAGACACAAACAUCAUGACAGGGAACAUGAUCAAGGCCAUGACCGUGAACAAGACCAACACCAUGACGAACAGCACAGACACAAACAACGUGACAAGGACCAUGAUCAAGAUCAUGAACAUGAUAACGAACAUGACCAUGACCAUGACCAACAGCACAGACAAAACCAGCACAGACACAAACAUCAUGAACAGGACCACGAUCAAGACCAUGACCAUGAUAAAGACCAUGACCAACAGCACAGACACAAACAUCAUGACAAGGACCACGAUCAAGACCAUGACCAUGACCAUGAUAAAGACCAAGACCAUGACCAACAGCACAGACACAAACAUCAUAACAAGGACAAUGGUCAAGAUAACGGCCAUGAUCAACAGCAGAGCCACGAACAUGAAGAGACCAUGAUCGUGAUCAAGGACCAUGAUCAAGAUCACCACCAUGACCACGAACAUGACCAUGACCAUGACCAGCAGCACAGACACAAACAGCACAGACACAAACAUCAUGACAAGGACCAUGAUCAAGACCAAGACCAUGACCACAAACAAGACCAAGACCAUGACCAACAGCACAGGCACAAGCAGCAGAGAAAAAAACAUCGUGACAAGGACCAUGAUCAAGAUCACGACCAUGAUCACGAACAUGACCAUGACCAUGACCAAGACCAUGACCAACAGCACAGACAAAAGCAGCACAGACACAAACAUCAUGACAAGGACCAUGAUCAAGACCAUGACCAUGAUAAAGACCAAGACCAUAACCAACAGCACAGACACAAACAUCAUGACAAGGACCAUGAUCAAGAUCACGGCCAUGAUCAACAGCAGAGCCACAAACAUCGAGUGACCAUGAUCGUGAUCAAGGACCAUGAUCAAGAUAACCACCAUGACCAAGAACAUGACCAUGACCAUGACCAAGACCAUGCCCAACAGCACAGACACAAGCAGCACAGACACAAACAGCACAGACACAAACAUCAUGACAAGGAACAUGAUCAAAGCCAUGACCGCGAACAAGACCAACACCAUGACGAACAGCACAGACACAAACAACGUGACAAGGACCAUGAUCAAGAUCAUGAACAUGAUCACGAACAUGACCAUGACCAUGACCAACAGCACAGACAAAACCAGCACAGACACAAACAUCAUGAACAGGACCACGAUCAAGACCAUGACCAUGAUAAAGACCAUGACCAACAGCACAGACACAAACAUCAUGACAAGGACCACGAUCAAGACCAUGACCAUGACCAUGAUAAAGACCAAGACCAUGACCAACAGCACAGACACAAACAUCAUAACAAGGACAAUGGUCAAGAUAACGGCCAUGAUCAACAGCAGAGCCACGAACAUGAAGAGACCAUGAUCGUGAUCAAGGACCAUGAUCAAGAUCACCACCAUGACCACGAACAUGACCAUGACCAUGACCAACAGCACAGACACAAACAUCAUGACAAGGACCAUGAUCAAGACAAAGACCAUGACCACAAACAAGACCAAGACCAUGACCAACAGCACAGGCACAAGCAGCAGAGAAAAAAACAUCGUGACAAGGACCAUGAUCAAGAUCACGACCAUGAUCACGAACAUGACCAUGACCAUGACCAAGACCAUGACCAACAGCACAGACACAAGCAGCACAGACACAAACAUCAUGACAAGGACCAUGAUCAAGACCAUGACCAUGACCAUGAUAAAGACCAAGACCAUAACCAACAGCACAGACACAAACAUCAUGACAAGGACCAUGAUCAAGAUCACGGCCAUGAUCAACAGCAGAGCCACAAACAUCGAGUGACCAUGAUCGUGAUCAAGGACCAUGAUCAAGAUAACCACCAUGACCAAGAACAUGACCAUGACCAUGACCAAGACCAUGCCCAACAGCACAGACACAAGCAGCACAGACACAAACAGCACAGACACAAACAUCAUGACAAGGAACAUGAUCAAGGCCAUGACCGCGAACAAGACCAACACCAUGACGAACAGCACAGACACAAACAACGUGACAAGGACCAUGAUCAAGAUCAUGAACAUGAUAACGAACAUGACCAUGACCAUGACCAACAGCACAGACAAAACCAGCACAGACACAAACAUCAUGACCAGGACCACGAUCAAGACCAUGACCAUGAUAAAGACCAUGACCAACAGCACAGACACAAACAUCAUGACAAGGACAAUGGUCAAGAUAACGGCCAUGAUCAACAGCAGAGCCACAAACAUGAAGAGACCAUGAUCGUGAUCAAGGACCAUGAUCAAGAUCACCACCAUGACCACGAACAUGACCAUGACCAUGACCAACAGCACAGACACAAACAGCACAGACACAAACAUCAUGACAAGGACCAUGAUCAAGACCACGACCAUGACCACAAACAAGACCAAGACCAUGACCAACAGCACAGGCACAAGCAGCAGAGAAAAAAACAUCGUGACAAGGACCAUGAUCAAGAUCACGACCAUGAUCACGAACAUGACCAUGACCAUGACCAAGACCAUGACCAACAGCACAGACACAAGCAGCACAGACACAAACAUCAUGACAAGGACCAUGAUCAAGAUCACGACCAUGAUCACGAAAAUCACCAUGACCAGGACCAAGACCAUGACCAACAGCACAGACACAAACAUCAUGACCAGGACAAUGAUCAAGAUCAUGACCAUGAUCAUGAACAUGACCAUGACCAAGACCAUGACCAACAGCACAGACACAAACAUCAUGACAAGGACCACAAUCAAGACAGCGACCAUGACCAUGAUAAAGACAAAGACCAUGACCACCAGCACAGACACAAUCAUCAUGACAAGGACCGUGAUCAAGAUCACGACCAUGAUCAACAGCAGAGCCACAAACAUCGUGUGACCAUGAUCGUGAUCAAGGACCAUGAUCAAGAUCACCACCAUGACCACGAACAUGACCAUGACCAUGACCAAGACCAUGACCAACAGCACAGACACAAGCAGCACAGACACAAACAGCACAGACACAAACAUCAUGACAAGGAACAUGAUCAAGACCACGACCAUGACCACGAACAAGACCAAGACCAUGACGAACAGCACAGACACAAACAACGUGGCAAGGACCAUGAUCAAGAUCAUGACCAUGAUAACGAACAUGACCAUGACCAAGACCAUGACCAACAGCACAGACAAAAGCAGCACAGACACAAACAGCACAGACACAAACAUCAUGACAAGGACCACGAUCAAGACCAUGACCAUGAUAAAGACCAUGGCCAUGACCAACAGCACAGACACAAACAUCAUGACAAGGACCAUGAUCAAGAUCACGGCCAUGAUCAACAGCAGAGCCACAAACAUCGAGUGACCAUGAUCGUGAUCAAGGACCAUGAUCAAGAUAACCACCAUGACCAAGAACAUGACCAUGACCAUGACCAAGACCAUGCCCAACAGCACAGACACAAGCAGAACAGACACAAACAGCACAGACACAAACAUCAUGACAAGGAACAUGAUCAAGGCCAUGACCACGAACAAGACCAAGACAAUGACGAACAGCACAGACACAAACAACGUGACAAGGACCAUGAUCAAGAUCAUGACCAUGAUAACGAGCAUGACCAUGACCAUGACCAACAGCACAGACACAAACAUCAUUACAAGGACCAUGAUCAAGAUCACGGCCAUGAUCACGAACAUGACCAUGACCAAGACCAUGACCAACAUCACAGACACAAGCAGCACAGACACAAACAGCACAGACACAAACAUCAUGACAAGGACCACGAUCAAGACCAUGACCAUGAUAAAGACCAAGACCAUGACGAACAGCACAGACACAAACAACGUGACAAGGACCAUGAUCAAGAUCAUGACCAUGAUAACGAACAUGACCAUGACCAAGACCAUGACCAACAGCACCGACAAAAGCAGCACAGACACAAACAGCACAGACACAAACAUCAUGACAAGGACCACGAUCAAGACCAUGACCAUGACCAUGAUAAAGACCAAAACAAUGACCAACAGCACAGACACAAACAUCAUGACAAGGACCAUGAUCAAGAUCACGGCCAUGAUCAACAGCAGAGCCACAAACAUCGAGUGACCAUGAUCGUGAUCAAGGACCAUGAUCAAGAUAACCACCAUGACCAAGAACAUGACCAUGACCAAGACCAUGACCAACAGCACAGACACAAGCAGCACAGACACAAACAUCAUGACAAGGAACAUGAUCAAGGCCACGACCAUGACCACGAACAAGACCAAGACCAUGACGAAGAGCACCGACACAAUCAACGUGACAAGGACCAUGAUCAAGAUCAAGACCAUGAUAACGAACAUGACCAUGACCAUGACCAACAACACAGACAAAAGCAGCACAGACACAAACAUCAUGAAAAGGACCACGAUCAAGACCAUGACCAUGAUAAAGACCAUGACCAACAGCACAGACACAAACAUCAUGACAAGGACCAUGAACAAGAUCACGUCCAUGAUCACGAACAUGACCAUGACCAAGACCAUGACCAACAGCUCAGACACAAGCAGCACGGACACAAAAAGCACAGACACAAACAUCAUGACAAGGACCACGAUCAAGAUCAUGACCAUGAUAAAGACCAAGACCAUGACCAACAGACCAUGAUCAAAAUAACCACCAUGACCAAGAACAUGACCACGACCAUGACGAAGACCAUGACCAACAGCACGGACACAGGCAGCACAGACACAAACAGCAAAGACACAAACAUCAUGACAAGGAAUAUGAUCAAGGCCACGACCAUGACGACGAACAAGACCAAGACCAUGACGAACAACAUCAUGACAAGGACCAUGAUCAAGACCACGACCAUCACCAUGAUAAAGACCAAGACCAUGACCAACAAGACAGACACAAAAAGCACAGACACAAACAUCAUGACAAGGACCAUGAUCAAGAUCACGGCCAUGAUCACGAAUAUGACCAUGACCAUGAACAAGACCAUGACCAACAGCACGGACACAGGCAGCACAGACGCAAACAUCAUGACAAGGACCAUGAUCAAGAUCACCACCAUGAUCACGAGACCACGACCAUGA